Messenger RNA from Electrophorus electricus (electric eel), 1226 nucleotides. RefSeq names its product anti-dorsalizing morphogenic protein (gene admp). Gene Ontology annotation, molecular function: growth factor activity; cytokine activity. NCBI's taxonomy places the organism in Eukaryota, Metazoa, Chordata, Actinopteri, Gymnotiformes, Gymnotidae. Gene Ontology annotation, cellular component: extracellular region. The record is from RefSeq and is a predicted model, not a curated record.
AUGACCAAGAUGCUGACCGUGGCGUUGCUCCUGAUCGCUCUUGUAAGUCCUGGCAACCCUAGGCCAUCCCCUAACCAUUUAGAAAACCAGUUUAAGACAGAAAAUGACUCGAAGGAAGUCCGCUCUGCAGCUAUUAAAAGGCUCUUGGAAGUCUUCGGCAUGGAGGAUCUCCCCGCGUCUCUGGUCCGCGGGCACAAACAGCCUCCCCAGUACAUGCUGGACCUGUACAACACAGUGGCGGAUGUGGACGGAGUCACCAAAGACCCCACGGUACUGCAGGGAAACACCGUCCGCAGUUUCUUCGACAAACUGCAUAGUGAACAAAUCGAAUUUUUAUUCAAUUUGUCGUCCGUGGCAAGAAGCGAAAAGGUCCUCACAGCGGAGCUCCACCUUUUCAAACUGAGGGCGCAGGAAGCACUAACGUUCAACAGGCAUCAUUUCUGCCAGGUCAGUAUCUUUCAGGUUGUUGAUGGCAGCAAAACGGACAACCCUCAGGGCAAGAAACUCGUAUCUUCAAGGCUUAUUCCCAUACACUCCAAUGGUUGGGAGGUUUUUACCAUCACACAAGCUGUACGCACCUGGAUGCUGGAUGAGCGCAGCGACCUCAGUUUGAUGGUUUCGGUUCAGCCUCUGGGUUCCGCGACGGACCUGAAGCCCGUGCGAUUCGCAUCGGGUCAGAGCCACCACCACAGCAAACAACCCAUGAUGGUGCUCUUCACCGACGACAGCAGACGUGCCACUUCACCGGAGACCGCUCAGAGAAGGCCUGAGGAUUCCUCAGCAGGUCCCAGCCUUCCUCUCCCCAGCCUGACCCUGCCGUCCUCGGAGCGUCGUCACACGCGCUCCCUCGACUACGAUGAUCUCCCCGAGAAGCUCCCGUGCCAGCGGAUGCCGCUCUACGUCGACUUCGAGGAGAUCGGCUGGUCCGGGUGGAUCGUGUCUCCUCGUGGCUACAACGCCUACCACUGCAAGGGCUUCUGUCCCUUCCCCUUGGGACAGAACAUGAGGCCGACCAAUCAUGCCACCGUCCAGUCCAUCAUCAAUGCCCUAAAGCUGAGCAAAGCCGUGGAGACGCCCUGCUGUGUUCCUGACAAGCUCUUCUCCAUCAACCUCCUCUACUUCGACGACGACGAGAACGUCGUACUGAAGCAGUACGACGACAUGGUAGCAGGGAGCUGUGGAUGUCACUGACACCCCAAUACUGGAAAUAACACGUGCAUGAGAAG